Molecule: messenger RNA, 1320 nt
Organism: Heterostelium album PN500
Lineage: Eukaryota; Evosea; Eumycetozoa; Acytosteliales; Acytosteliaceae
Exons: 6
Coding region: 1-1320 (439 amino acids)
Source: RefSeq, a predicted model, not a curated record
AUGAAAAAUAUUCAAUCAAUUUUUAUUUGUGUCUCUCUUAUUUUAUUUAUUUCUGCUGCAGUUGAAGGUAACUACAUUGAAUUGUGUGCCCCAUGUCUCAACGGUUAUGCCCAAGAUUGUGGCUCUAAUAAUGGAACUAUUAUUAAGUGUGUUACAAUUCCAUUGGAUGUUUGUUAUUCAAUUAAUAAUGGUAUUGUCUCUGGUUCAAUUUAUUCUUCCAUGAAUAAUUGUUACCAACAAAUUGGAGGUAUUUCAAACACUGAAAGUUGUGGUACUUGUUCAAGUGGCACAACUUUAACCUGUCAUUCUGGUAACACUACUGGAUCAACUACUGGCACUUUCAACUCAACAACAUCAGGAAUAUCCACCUUGAACAGAACUACAACUGGUCCCUACCUGACAACUGGAAGCACUACAUUCAAUCCAUCAACAACAACUGGAGGUGGAGACAGCUAUAUUCAAUUGUGUGGUGUAUGUGCUCAAGGUUCUCUCCAAGGAUGUGGUAUCUCAGGAUCAAUAAUAUGUGUUUCCAUCCCAUUAGGAAAUUAUUUACUUAUAUUUAUUUAUUUUACAUUUAGCACAUUCAAUGAUAUUUGCAGAGGUACCCCUAUUGGCUCUGCUUACUACAUUAAUUCAAUUAAUAAUGGUAUCGUCUCUGGUUCAGUUUAUCGUUCCAUGAAUGAUUGUAACCAACAAAUUGGUAGUAUUCCAAUCACUCAAAGUUGUGGUUCCUGUGAAAGUGGUACCACUGUCACCUGCCAUAAUGGUAACACUGGACCAAUCACAACUGGAUCAAUCACCGCCACUGGAAACAGUAUUUUCAAUUCAACAACAUCAUCAGGAUCUUCCACAUCGAUUGGAACAGAGGAAACCAAUAACUCUUCAUCUUUGAAAUCAAAUCUCUUUGAAAAUGGUCACUGGUUCAGUUUAUACUUCCAUGGUGAUUGUAACCAACGAAAUCGUUCUAUGUCUAUCAAUGAAGAAUGUGGUGAAUGUAAUUAUGAUUCCAUCCUCACCUGUGAUCCUGAUAACUCUACUGGAUCCAUAACAACAACAACAACAAUUGGUUCGGUAACAAACACAGUUACAACCAGAGUGAAUUCUGAUUCAUAUGUUGUGAUCAAUACAACCACCGUAUCGAGUGACUCUUCAACAUUGACAACAACCAUCACUUCAACAAUCACAUUUGGUGGAGACUCGAAUGUCGUAACAACCACAACCUACAGUGAAGGAACAAAAACCACCACCGAUACCUUCUCACUGAACAUUAUCUCUUUAAAAAUAUUUAAAAUUUCAAUCCCACAUUUCGGUGAGAUUUAA